This is a messenger RNA of Rhagoletis pomonella (apple maggot), 783 nucleotides long. RefSeq lists its product as uncharacterized. The record is from RefSeq and is a predicted model, not a curated record. NCBI's taxonomy places the organism in Eukaryota, Metazoa, Arthropoda, Insecta, Diptera, Tephritidae. Bases 1 to 783 code for a protein of 260 amino acids. The transcript has a single exon.
AUGGAGGUCACCGAAACAUUCCCUCUAUCUGCUCUCGUGUUGACAAAGCUUACAGAAUCUUUGCCCGCGGCGAAAAUACACUCUUCCAAAUGGCCGUACAUUGAAGGCCUAAAAUUAGCUGAUCCGCAGUAUUACUUGCCAGCUCGCAUAAACUUAAUUAUAGGAUCUGAUGAAAUGUAUUCUCUAUUGGAAACAGAGGUUAUAAAGGGCCCGCCUAAUACUCCGAUCGCGCAGAAGACAGUUUUUGGCUGGGUGCUGUUCGGCAAGUUAACUACUUUAGGUAAAUCGAACAAUACAUCUCCUUGCUUAUAUUCAGAUAUCGACUUAACAAAGGCAGUGAUAAAGGCGUGGACACUUGAUGAAUUACCGGAGACUCGUUACUUUACUACUGAAGAGACAAGAUGUGAAAAGCUAUUCGAAACAACUCACCGACGAAACACGCAAGGACGCUUUAUCGUGCAUUUGCCAUUUAGGCAAAACAUUAAAUUAGGUGACUCAUGGGCUAUAGCGGUACAAUCUUGGUCAAGAAUGGAAAGAAGGCUUGAGCUAAAUAACGAGCAUCGAGAACAAUAUCAUGCAUUCUUGCACGAUAUGUUGGAUCAGGGUCAUAUGGAGUCGGUAAGUAACGUGCCUUCGUCAAAUUGGUAUAUUCCACAUCACAGCGUUAUCAAAGAGUCGAGCUGCACAACGAAAACUCGUAUCGUCUUCAGCGCUUCGCAAAAAAACACAAACGGCCUGUCGCUUAAUGAUAAUUUGAUGAUCGGGCCGCAACUUCUAUUUUAA